Molecule: messenger RNA, 2914 nt
Organism: Sceloporus undulatus (fence lizard)
Lineage: Eukaryota; Metazoa; Chordata; Lepidosauria; Squamata; Phrynosomatidae
Gene: B3GALT6
Product: beta-1,3-galactosyltransferase 6
Exons: 1
Coding region: 1132-2184 (350 amino acids)
Biological process (GO): glycosaminoglycan biosynthetic process
Cellular component (GO): membrane
Molecular function (GO): UDP-galactosyltransferase activity
Source: RefSeq, a predicted model, not a curated record
UUCCCCCGACAGAUGUGCUCCUAUUGAUUCGCCUUCUCUGCGCUCGCUGCUCUGGGAGAAGAUGGAGCGGCGGAAAGGACGGAGGGGCUCGCGGGGAAGGAGGAGGAGGAAGAGGGAAUAGACCCCGCACCUUCCCCCCUUCUGCGCCCGAGGACAGCUAAAGAAGCGGCGGCCAUUGAAAUUGGAGGCCCUUGAGGGAAAUCCAGGGCCGCCUUCGCGUUUUGAAGAGGUGUGUCCCAACCUGCCUCCCGUACCCUCUCUUCCCGCCAAAAACGUGAGAGUUCUUGAGGAGAGGGCGUGGCGCUGAGGAAGUGGGAGGGGCAUAAGUUCGCCCCGCCCCUUUGUAAGGUUGGCAAGAAGAGGGGGAGAGAGAGAGAAAGAGGGACCUAUUGGACCACUUUCCCCAAGGGGGAGGGGCUAUGAUGGCAUUGGGACCGCCCUCAGAGGCGGAGCUACACUGGGCCUGGCCUCUCUGAGGAAAGGGGAAGAGCCAAGAGUCUGAGGGAGCUGUUAGUUCAUGAGACAUUGAAGGAGGAGCCACAGCACUGAGAGGCAGCCAAGGCAUUCAGAGAGGAGUCACUGAGGAGCCAAGAAAUUGGAGGAGGAGCUAAGGUGCAGGGGGAGGAGCCAAGAAAUUGAAAGAGGAGCUGGCACUGAGGGAGGAGUCAGUGGAUUUUGGGAGGAGCCAAGACAUUGAAGGAGGAGCCAAAGCAUAGAGGGAGGAGCCAAGACACUGAGGGAGGAGUCAGUGGAUUUUGGGAGGAGCUAAGGCAUUGAAGGAGGUGCCAAGGCAUUCAGAGAGGCAAUGCCAAAGCACUGAGGGAGGAGCCAAGGCAUUGAAGGAGGAGUCAAAGCAUAGAGGGAGGAGCCAAGACACUGAGGGAGGGGUCAGUAGAUUUUGGGAGGAGCUAACGCAUUGAAGGAGGUGCCAAGGCAUUCAGGGAGGCAAUGCCAAAGCACUGAGGGAGGAGCCAAGGUACUGAGGGAUUCAAGGAGGCACUACUAAAGCACUGAGGGAGGAGCCAAUGCAGUGAGGGAGGUGUUAGUGUAUUUCCCCAGCCUUUAGUGGGCGUGGCCUCAUCAUGGCCCCUCCCUCUCUCUGAGGGGGCGCCUUCCCUGAGGCGACCGGCCAUGAAGCUCCUCCGCCUGCUCUGCCGCCACAAGAGGGCGCUGGGCCUGGGGGGCCUGGCGCUCUUUGGGGCUGUGCUCCUCUACCUGGCCAAGUGCACCUCGGAGGGCCUGAAGCCCUCGCAGGGCUGGGGUCUGCCCCACCACCAGCAGCAGCAGGGCCCUCCUGGCCGCCCAGGGAGCCUGCCUGGGCCGCGUCCCCCACUUGCCGCUGUCGCCCCGGCCCCUGCCCCCGAGGAGACGGCCUUCCUGGCGGUGCUGGUGGCCAGCGGACCCAAGUACACCGAGCGGCGCAGCAUCAUCCGCAGCACGUGGCUCUCGGGGGCCGGCAGUGGCGGGGCCGUCUGGGGCCGCUUCGUGGUGGGCACCGGAGGGCUGGCGGAGGAGGAGCGCCACACGCUGGAGCUGGAACAGAGCCGGCACCGGGACCUGUUGCUGCUCCCGGACCUGCGGGACUCCUACGAGAACCUGACGGCCAAGGUCUUGGCCAUGUACGUCUGGCUGGACCAGCACCUGGACUUCCGCUUCGUCCUCAAGGCCGACGACGACACCUUCGUCCGCUUGGAUGUCUUGGUGGAAGAACUGAGGUCCAAGGAGCCGCGCCGCCUCUACUGGGGCUUCUUUUCGGGCCGCGGGCGCGUAAAAUCCGGCGGCAAGUGGAAGGAGAACGCCUGGCUGCUCUGUGACUACUACUUGCCUUACGCCCUCGGAGGGGGCUACGUGAUUUCCGCUGACCUGGUGCGCUACUUGCGCCUCAGCCAGGAGUAUCUCAACGUCUGGCAGAGCGAGGACGUCUCCUUGGGGGCCUGGCUCGCGCCGGUCGACGUCAAGCGGGUCCACGACCCCCGUUUCGACACGGAGUACAAAUCCCGAGGCUGCAACAACAAGUACAUUGUGACGCACAAGCAGAGCAUUGAGGACAUGUUGGAGAAACAUCAGACUCUGGCCAAAGAAGGGAAGCUUUGUAAAGAGGAGGUGAAACUCAGGCUGUCGUAUGUGUAUGACUGGAGCGUCCCUCCUUCGCAGUGCUGCCAGAGGAAAGACGGCAUUCCCUGAAGCCCCAGGAUUGAGAAGGAAGGGAGCAUGAACUUGGGAGGGAGCACUAGUGGGGACAGAUGUGCAACACAUUGCUGUAUGUGGCUAGAGCUUUUAAAUCACUCCGAGAUUUCACACAGUACAUCAAGCCAUAUUGCAUCGCUCUUCCUUUCCAGAGGUAGCAAGCUUUGUUUCAAGAUGCAAUGUGCUCCCAAAAAGCACGGAGCAAGUUAUGGCUCCAAGAAAGGGAUGUGAGACGAUGGUCAGUUGGGGGUGGAAAAACUGAACCAUUUUGUAGGUUCUUUAUGUUACUAUCCUAAGCCAUCCUAUAGGUAAAUAAACCCAAUAAUCCAAAGCUGCUGCUAGUCGACAAGUCUUGGAAAGUACGAGUAAAUUUGGGUUGAGGAUAUCAACAAACAAAAAAGGAAAUGUUAACCAGAAGACCAAAUGAGUUGUUUGUGUUAGUAUGUCCUAUGCUUCUCAUUGCACAACACAUUCCAUAAAUAGUCUGACAGUUGGUCCAAAACGAGAAACUAGUGUGGAAAGAACUGUGCCAGAAUAUGAUCGCCUUGAAGGGAUGCUACGGCGACUGCAUCUUGGGCAUCCCUAAAAUGUCACCCGCUUAAGUGGUUGCCAGAUUGGUCACCAAGGCUGUGGUUCCAUACAGACAGGCCAAAAUGAAGCUGCUUCGGGUCACUUUGGAGGUAUGCUGUUUAAAUGAUGCAUGGGUCCUAAGACUCCGGAAGUUGCA